UUGACGUAUUAUAGCAACGCGUUAUUAUUGCAAAACUUUUACCAAUUUUUUAAUAACAAUGUGCACUGAUGAUCAAAAACCUUUGUUCAGAGAUCUUACUGCAGAAGAUCCAGAUCCUGAAGUGACAGAAAUUGAGUCUUUUUGUGUUAAUUGUCAUGCGAAUGGUAUGACUCGUCUCCUUCUAACACGAAUACCAUUUUACAAGAAUGUCGUUAUAAUGUCGUUUUCCUGUGAGAAGUGUGGAUUUGAGAACAAUGAGAUACAACCUGGUGGGGCGUACGCUGAGCUUGGAGUACGAUGGAAACUCCGUGUAGAAGACCCCAUAGACUUAAAUAGACAAGUAGUUAAAAGUGACUACACGGCAGUACGCAUACCGGACUUGGACUUUGAGAUACCAGCGCAGAGUCAGAAAGGAGAAGUAACAACAGUUGAAGGUAUCAUUAGCAGAGCGAUGGCAGGCCUCAACCAGGAUCAGGAGGUGCGAAGACAGCAACAUCCAGAUGCAGCGGCCCAAUUAGAUGAAUUUGUUCAGCGCAUGCAGGUUUUGAAGAAUGGUGAGAAACCGUGGGUGCUUGAGCUAGAAGACAUUAGUGGCAAUUGCUUCAUAGAAAAUCCAGAAGCGCCUAAGAAGGACCCGAGAUGCGAGAGGUCUGACUUCAAACGGAGCAAGGAACAGAAUAACAUCCUAGGGAUUUACAUGCAGGAUGAGCCGGCGCUGUCAGGUGCGCUGUCCCCCUGCGACCCCGAGCUGAACAGUUACGAGCGGCUUGUGGCGGACGAGGUACUGCAGUUCCGCACCAACUGUCCCGAUUGCAACGCGCCCGCUGACACCAACAUGAAGAUCACUAACAUACCACAUUUCAAGGAGGUGGUAAUUAUGGCGACUGUUUGUGAGGCGUGUGGUCACCGUACUAACGAGGUGAAGUCGGGAGGUGGAGUGGAAGAUAAGGGUGUUCGUUUUGAAGUCAGGAUUGCUAAUCGUGAAGAUUUUUCAAGAGAUGUACUCAAGUCUGAAACCUGCAGCAUGUCAAUACCGGAGCUAGAUUUGGAAGUGGGUGGCAGAGCUCUGGGUGGCAGGUUCUCCACCGCGGAAGGCCUCGUGAGGGCCACGUUGGAACAGAUCAAAGACGCGCCCACGUUACAGGGAGACGCGCCCAAGCUUGCUAAGGAGAACUUGGAAAGAUUCACAGAGAAGUUACAAGAGGUUAUAGAUGGCAAGCGAGCGAUUACACUUAUAUUGGAUGAUCCAGCGGGCAAUUCUUACGUUCAGAAUUUGAACGAUGAUCCCGCCACCUUUGAUGAUGGUUUAAAAGUCACUAGAUAUGAAAGAACAUACGAACAGAACGAUGAACUUGGCCUGAAUGAUAUGAAGACUGAGGGCUAUGAUGUAGAAAGCUGAAAUUAAUCGUAUAUUAAACAUUAACAGGGUUGCCAUACCUUAAAAUCGUGGACAUAUGAUGUGUUUACUAUGUUCUGAAAAUUAAUGAUUUGUGAAAUUAAAUGAUUAAUUUCUUACCAUAUAUAUAUAUAUAUAUAUAUAUAUAUACUUGAAUAAUUAAUAUCUACCAAAGUCGUACUGUUCAUUGCAAUGGGGUGGAAUAUGCUCAAAACAUUCUCCUUAUUAGGGGAGGAGAUUUGUUCUCAGCUGUGGGACAUACAGGCUGUUAUUGAAGUAUGAUAUUUACAAGCAUUUACGAAGAAUAUCCGCAAAACAACUGUAUUAUGUAGUAAUAUCAUAUCAUUAUUUUUAGUAGUUAAUAUAUCUGUAAAUAAAAAUAUCUUUUUUGCGUCUGGUAACCCCGUUAUGUUUUAAUUUAGUAAGUAAAUAAGAAUUUUUUAAAAUAAUUGUGAAA
Messenger RNA from Nymphalis io (European peacock), 1853 nucleotides. It is a transcript of the gene Zpr1, whose product is annotated as zinc finger protein ZPR1. Lineage: Eukaryota; Metazoa; Arthropoda; Insecta; Lepidoptera; Nymphalidae. Gene Ontology annotation, molecular function: zinc ion binding. The record is from RefSeq and is a predicted model, not a curated record. The transcript has 11 exons. Bases 59 to 1399 code for a protein of 446 amino acids. Gene Ontology annotation, cellular component: nucleus; cytoplasm.